GGGUACCUUCCCAUUCUCCAUGCAACUUCGCCGAAAGACUACUCCCUCUAUCAAGAAACGGCCACGAAUUUUGAGAGGAAGAUGCCAACAACCUUAACAAAUCCCCCUCUCUUAUCUGUACAUUCGUCAGCUUCUCCAUAUACUCUUUCCGCCAACAUUUCUUCUUCCCUUUCAAGCUCUUCCUAUAUAUAGUCGGACACCCCGCACCCUUUUUUCAUAUCUACCUGCUCAGCAUCUCUAUAGCAAUGGCGUCCAGAAAUGGGGUUGUCUUCGAAGACUUCUUCCCGGCAAUGGUGGAGAGGUUGGGGGCUGAUGGGUUUAUGACGGAGCUCUGUAAUGGGUUCCGGCUGUUGAUGGAUGGGGACAAGGGUGUGAUCACGUUUGAGAGCUUGAAGAGGAACUCCGCCACUCUGGGGUUGCAGAACCUUAGUGACGAUGAGUUGAGGAGCAUGGUUACAGAAGGUGACUUGGAUGGAGAUGGAGCUUUGAAUCAGAUGGAGUUUUGCAUUCUCAUGUUCAGAUUGAGUCCUGGCUUGAUGACAAGUUCCAGAAGGUGGCUAGAAGAAGCUAUCGUCAAUGGCUUUUAGGCUGAGCCCUUGUCUUUUUUCUGGCUUCUUUGUCUUUUUGUCUAGUGAGUUUUUAGGCUAUUCCAUUGUCCUGUCUCUGCCUUCUUUUAUAUUUUUUCCCCACCUGAAUUCUAUCUAUUGUGUUUGUUAUUCAUGUUUAAUUCUAUCUAAAUAUUAAUUUCUUUAUCA
Molecule: messenger RNA, 755 nt
Organism: Vitis riparia (riverbank grape)
Lineage: Eukaryota; Viridiplantae; Streptophyta; Magnoliopsida; Vitales; Vitaceae
Product: calcium-binding protein PBP1-like
Exons: 1
Coding region: 246-587 (113 amino acids)
Molecular function (GO): calcium ion binding
Source: RefSeq, a predicted model, not a curated record